AUAAUCAUGUCGAUGUUUUCUUCUGCUAAAACUGUAAGCAUGGUUCUGUUUGGGCUUAAGGGCACUGUAAUAGUAAUUAUUGUGCACUAACCUUUCCAGUAAACUAUCAAACUACGCUUUAAUGUUGCCAACAUCACAAUCCUCACUGGGUAUGUCUUCGCCUGGCCCUCCUACAAUGUGGCCAACUUUGUGUCCAACACGACCAUCCUCUCAGCGCCAAUGUCUUCGGUGGAAGUGUCGUUGCUGGGCAGUUUGGCCAACAUCGGCGCUCUGUUGGCCACUCCAUUGUGCACAUAUUUGCUGAACUCUCUUGGCAGGAAGUAUACUUGUAUGCUGUUCGGAUUACCUUAUGUGUUCUGCUGGAUCAUAAUUACAUACACCAAGUCAGUAACCGUCGUUAUAGCAGCCAUGGGGUUAGCAGGAAUGGGGGCAGCUGGCCAGGCUGCUUCCUCAGUCUACAUAUCAGAGAUAGCCCAGGACGCUAUUAGAGGAGCCCUCACAUCCUCAGUAGUCUCUGGAUUAUUCCUUGGUCUCCUGCUAUCUUAUUCUUGGGGAGGAUACCUGAGCUACGAGCAAGUGGUGUACGUUCAUCUGACUCUAUCAAUCCUGUAUAUCCUCCUAGUUGGACUGUUGAAGGAGUCGCCGGUGUUCCUGAUGAAGUCGGGGAAAGAGAAGGAGGCCGCGAGGUCGCUAGCAUUCUACCGUCGAGUGUCGGUGACAUCUAAAGAAGUGGAGGUGGCCUUGGCGAAGAUCAAGCUGCAGCUCGACCCUGCGUUGGAGACCAGGCUAGAAGGAGGGAAAGAUCCUGGAGUAACUGAUGCGCUGGUUGAAGGCAAAGCUGAGGAGAAGAGAGCAGUUUCUGAAUGGCAGUUCUUAAAAAACUCCCAAUCAUCAAAACGUGGACUAAAAGUGGCUAUCAUAGUGAUGGCUUACACAGUGCUGAUGGGCGUCAUAGUUAUGCAGGUGUACGCAGAACCAUUGUUCAAAGAAGCUGUUCCAUCAAUGGAAUCAAAUCAGUGUUCUAUUAUCUUGGCUAUAGUGUUCAUUAUUGCAAGCCUCUUGUGCGGAGUACUUGUGGAUAAACUUGGGAGGAAGUACCUGAUGAUUGGAACGACCUUCGCAGCAGGAGUCUGCAUACUGCUCCUGGGCACGCAGCUUCAAUUCCACUGGGCGCCAAACUACGUCUCAGCAAUCUUUAUAUACGGCUUCUGCUUCUUCUACAACCUGGGACCAGCUCCGAUACCCUUCGUGAUAGCUGCCGAGUUCUUCUUACCUGAGGUGAGAGGCCUCUGCAGCAAUCUCGUCAACGCUUGCGCGUGGAUCAUGAACUUUAUCACGCUCACCAUCUUCUCCAUCAUGGUUGAGGUCUUCGGCUUAGCGCCAUUGUUCUACAUAUUCGCCGCAUCCAGCGCCUUCGGAGUCGUCUACUGCCUCUUCUACUUACCAGAGACCAAGGGUCUUUCUGUUGAUGCUAUUCAACUGCUUUUUAUUAAAGAAAGGAGGCGAGAUGCUAAAUAAAUACCUCACUAGACCAGUUAUGGACUGUCUGAAAUGAGUGUAGUAGAGGCAAGGGGCCAGUUACAAUAUUAUUUGUAAGUGAAAUGUACGUACGUUGCUAGUGAUAGGAUAUAUUUUAUAUCCGCCUGGAUAGCGACCACCGUACACAAGGUGGUAAAACCUAUAGUGGUCUAGUGUGUCGCGUUCCGGAAUCAGUCUGAGUAUAUCUGGUUCCAAUAGGCCGGCAUAAUUGUGUCGACUGUCGAGAGUUAAUCAUCUCUGGUUAGUCGACAUUCUACUGGACCCCACUCUAAUUACCACAGGUGCAGUGGGGUAACUCUGGCGUGUACAUAUAAAAACUCUGUUUUUGUGAAAACAGUGAACGUAUUUCUGUAUAUAAUUAAAUACAGGCCACUUUUGGACUUGUGGUUACUCCUUAGUAUUUAUAUUGGUUGGUUUUCAAAUCAAGGCAUUUAUUAGUGUGAUCUUAAGAUAUAAGUAUAUCCCACCUUUAGAACUAAAGUGACCGAACUUAAAAAAGAUGAUUUGUGGAAAACGAAUAAAAAAAGAUUGGAAUACAAUAUAGAAGGCAGUGAAUUUGGCGGUCGUCCAAAGUGAGAAUCUCUGUUUCUAUUCUGUAAUUUUGUCUUUUUCUCGUCAUAGGGUUACAGAGCAUGUUUUGGAGAGUAUCUAUAAACAAAUCAUAAAAUAUAUAAAUUUUGAGUUAGGUCACUUUAGUUCUAAGAGUGCGAUAUAUUGACGGUUGAAAGGCUAAUUGACUUAAGUGAGAUUUUUUUUCGAAAAAAUUUGCUAUUUAAAAAAAAAAGAAAAGAAUGCUCAUUUUUAAUAUCUAUGAAACUUGUGUCGAAAAUUAGCCUUAGAACCGUCGAUAUUAUUUUUCAUAAAAAUAAUGUAAUUUGUGAAUGUGAUAUAAUGUUAAAAUUACUUAUUAAAAUGUGUUUUAAUUUAUGGUA
This is a messenger RNA of Manduca sexta (tobacco hornworm), 2471 nucleotides long. Its product is annotated as facilitated trehalose transporter Tret1. Gene Ontology annotation, cellular component: membrane. The record is from RefSeq and is a predicted model, not a curated record. Gene Ontology annotation, biological process: transmembrane transport. Gene Ontology annotation, molecular function: transmembrane transporter activity. The transcript is spliced from 8 exons. Bases 220 to 1518 code for a protein of 432 amino acids. NCBI's taxonomy places the organism in Eukaryota, Metazoa, Arthropoda, Insecta, Lepidoptera, Sphingidae.